AUGAAGCUAUCAUGCAGCCUCCUUCUCGCCACUCAGGUGCUCUCGAUCCUCGCCCUCCCAACCCCCAACGGGGCCGGGCAGGUUGCCGGGACCGAGACAACAACAGCAGCCGCUGCCGCCUCGACAACUGCCACUGUUGAGACUGGGGCCGGAGCCGGAGCUGGAGCCGGAGCCGGAGCCGGCGAGGGUGCAGGCGCCGGAGAGGGCGCAGGUGCUGGUGAGGGCGAAGGCGAGGGCGAGGCAGAGGAGAACGAGGUUGAGCUGGAGGGUCAGUUUGGCCAGGUCAUUGAGCUGGGUGGCGACAACGUCAAGACUGACACCGUCUUCCCCCCUGGUACCAACGGCGGCUUCGAAGUCGAGUUCCAGAACCAGGAGGGGCGCCAGCUCAGAGUCACCGAGAAUCCGAACCCGGCGGCGGCCCCGGCUGGCUUUGUCGCGCUGGAACCAGUGUCGUACAUUGUUGAGCUAGGCGGUGGCGCGGCCGCCGCUCAGGGUCUGACGCUGCAGAAGAUUGACUACAUCCUCAACGCCGGCAGCACGCUCGAUAUCUCGACCGGCCAGGUCGGCCGCUUCUGCGCCGAGGCCAACUCGUUCGUCUUCGGCGAGGGCGAGCUCGAGUUCGAGGCCGAGGAGAACGAGCUGACGCUGACCGUCGCCAACAUGGUCGGCGAGUGGGCCGUCUUCGUGCCGCAGGCUGCUGCCGACGCCGGUCGUGAUGCCGGUGCUGGGGAGGACGCCGGUGCUGAUGCUGGUGCCGGUGUGGGAGAAGGGGAGGGUGCCAAUGCCGGGGAGGGCGCCGAUGCUGGUGCUGGUGCUGGCGCUGCGGAUCCGUGUGCCCCCGGGACUGCGUGCCGCGCCCUGCUUGACGCGCUGCAGGAGUUGAUCUCGGCGGGCGGAGCUGCUGCCACUGCGCCUGCUGCAAAGGCGUAG
Messenger RNA from Chaetomium fimeti, 930 nucleotides. RefSeq lists its product as uncharacterized. The coding region runs from base 1 to 930 and encodes 309 amino acids. Lineage: Eukaryota; Fungi; Ascomycota; Sordariomycetes; Sordariales; Chaetomiaceae. The record is from RefSeq and is a predicted model, not a curated record. The transcript has 3 exons.